AACCAAGAGAAAGCGGUUACUCGUUUACAACGCUUAUGUGAAUAACGCCAUUUGUCUUCCCGUUACUUCCCUUCUACGUCACCGUUUCACAUUUCCCAAAUUCAACCCUCAAUGGGACCCUAAUUUGGACACUCUAUCAGCGUUACCCUCUCCACUUUCUGCAUUCAAUUUCGUCAUUCUUUUGACCACCAUUUCUCUUCUUACCUUUUUACAUAUCAAAUUUUCAACGACUCUUCAAAUUCAUUUCCAUUUUUAGGGUUUUCACCAUUUUCAUCAAUCAUUUCCUGUUUCGUCAACUAGGGUUUCUUUCUUUCCCCUAAAAAACGCGGCUUUUCCGUGUUGUGGGGUUCAACUUUGAUCUUUCCAACUUUAUAUAAAUAAAGUACCACUGAAUCGAAGAAGCUAUAUUACUAUUGUUACUGUUAUGGAUGUAACUGAGAUUUCAAUCUUGCAUCAUGUUGGAAUUGUCUUGUUUUCUCUAUGGUUACUAUCUUCAUUCGAUUGUUGCCACGCUGCUUUUUAUUUUCUCUCUUUGAUCUAUCUUUAUCUGGUUCAUGAACGUUAUGUUACAAGGCUAACCAAGAAGUUGCAGUUUGAGGAGAGGAAACAAUCUAAUCAAAGAAGGGUGCUUUGUGAUUCAGAAACAGUUCGGUGGUUGAACCAUGCUGUUGAAAACAUAUGGCCUGUAUGCAUGGAACAAAUUGUCUCUCAGAAAAUUUUACUCCCUAUCAUACCUUGGUUCUUAGAGAAGUACAAGCCUUGGACUGCUAAAGAAGCUGUUGUUCAACACCUAUAUAUGGGAAGAAACCCACCUUUGAUUACUGAUAUCAGGGUACUUCGCCAGAGUGAUGAUGACCACUUGGUUAUGGAGUUAGGAAUGAAUUUUCUCACAGCCGAUGAUAUGAGUGCAAUACUUGCGGUGAAACUAAGAAAAAGAUUGGGCUUUGGAAUGUCAACAAAGCUGCAUAUAACGGGAAUGCAUGUUGAAGGGAAGGUCUUGGUGGGGGUAAAGUUUCUCAAAACAUGGCCUUUUCUUGGCCGCUUGCGUGUAUGCUUUGUCGAGCCUCCAUAUUUUCAGAUGACUGUCAAACCUAUUUUUACUCACGGGCUUGAUGUGACAGAACUUCCAGGAAUUGCUGGCUGGCUAGAUAAGCUACUGUCCAUUGCUUUUGAACAGACCCUUGUUGAGCCUAAUAUGCUGGUUGUUGAUGUUGAGAAAUUUGCAUCACCAGAGCAAGAGCCUUGGUUUAAAGUUGAUGAGAAGGACCCUGUUGCUUAUGCAAAAGUAGAAAUUGUUGAGGCAGCUGACAUGAAGCCAUCAGAUUUAAAUGGACUAGCCGAUCCUUAUGUGAAAGGUCAUUUAGGCGGAUAUAGAUUCAGGACAAAGAUACAAAAGAAAACACUUGCUCCCAAAUGGCUAGAGGAAUUUAGAAUUCCCAUCAUAACAUGGGAUUCUAACAAUGAGUUGGUUAUUGAAGUUCGAGACAAGGACCGUUUCUAUGAUGAUAUCCUUGGGCACUGUUCUGUGAACAUCAAUGAUUUUAGGGAUGGGCAAAAAUAUGAUAAGUGGCUGCCACUAAAGAAUGUAAAAAUGGGGAGAUUGCAUUUACGGAUAACAGUUUUCGAAGAUAAGGAAAAGGAAGCUGAUAGUACACACGACCAGGAACCAGUAGACAUUCAAGAAAGAAUAGAUUCUUUUGUAAAUGAGAGCACGAAAAAAAGUUCUUUCUCUUCUGUUUCGUCUGACAAAUCUCCAAAAGUAGCAGAUGACUACGAGCCUAUAGAAAUUGAAGGGCAAAAGAAGACAGGAGUCUGGGUCCACCACCCAGGAAGUGAAUUUUCCCAAACCUGGGAGCCAAGAAAAGGGAAGAGUCGACGCCUCGACACAGAGAUUCACGGGGAGCUUAAUGAUAUUCCUGGCAACUUAAAUAAUCCAACCGUAUCUGGAUCCUUGAACAACGACAGCAGCAGUCCUGAUGAUAAUCACGAAGAUAAGCGUCGAAUGAGAACCGUUAGGAAAGGCCUACACAAAAUUGGUUCUGUAUUCCGUAGGAGUCAGAAAAAGUAUGAAAGAUCAAGUUCAAUUGCGGAGGACAUUCAAUCUCCACAUGAUAACAUUAGGUCAGUAAAUGCUUCUAAAGGGGUCGGUGUGAAGUUUGUUAUGGAUGAUGAUAUUGCUGGCUUUCCGACUGGUAAGAUUCAGGUAGAAGGUGGAUCGACAGAAGGGAGUGCUUGCGGUCCUGAAAGCCCGGCAAAGAGAGAUGUCAAGGACAUGGCAAAGAAUGCUUUCAAACAUGCAGAAAAAUCGGCUCGUAGCUUAAAACACGUUCUUUCUGGUAAAACAAGGAAGUCUAAAGGUGAUUCAGUGGCAACCCUUCAAGAAAGAGAAAAUGAAUCUGACUCUUCUGAUGAUGAAUUUCUUUCGCCACCAAUAGAUGUAAUAAGAACUCCAGUUUAUUCCCAGGCCAUUGCUCCACAAAGUGGUUCCCCCAAAUCCAAUUUGACUGAGGUGUAUAGUGUUCCAUCCAACACCAAGCCCGAAAAGGCACGCUCCCCUGAAAGGUCUAAUGAAGAAGAAUGGGUCAAGUCUGGUGAAAAUGAGGAAAUUGUGGCAGAUAAAAGGGUUGUUAGCAGUGUUGCUGAAGUGAAGAAUGUUUAAUCAAGUAAAUGGUCGCAUUCUAUACGCAGCACACAAAUAUCAAACACGACACCGACAAAGACACAUUUUUAUACUGUACAGUUUUUGAAGUUGAUAUUUUUGUUUUUGUAUGUUAUGUUAUACUCUGGUUACAUCCAGAGUAGUUUUUGUUGUAUAGUAGUGUUAGGUUUCGUUUUCAUGAAACACGGUUAUUCCACAAGUGCUGUCGGUGUUGUGCUUUUUCAACUCAGAGGUUUGUAAAGUAAAUAGCUUUUGCUUAUACAAGAGAAACAAAUAAAAGAAACAGGAUAUGUUUUUUUGUCCUCUUGCAACCAAAA
Molecule: messenger RNA, 2976 nt
Organism: Vicia villosa (hairy vetch)
Lineage: Eukaryota; Viridiplantae; Streptophyta; Magnoliopsida; Fabales; Fabaceae
Product: C2 domain-containing protein At1g53590-like
Exons: 12
Coding region: 425-2659 (744 amino acids)
Molecular function (GO): lipid binding
Source: RefSeq, a predicted model, not a curated record